Molecule: messenger RNA, 1289 nt
Organism: Momordica charantia (bitter melon)
Lineage: Eukaryota; Viridiplantae; Streptophyta; Magnoliopsida; Cucurbitales; Cucurbitaceae
Product: ARM repeat superfamily protein
Source: RefSeq, a predicted model, not a curated record
ACAGAGGCACGUCUCUAAUUAACUCAAUUGAGAGGCUCGUAUGCAACUCCGUAUCACUUCGCUCUCUCAUUCUCAUUUGAAUUGAUUCUCUGUUUUAGGAAUUCUGUAAACGCCAUGAGAACUCAGCAGCCAAAGCUCAAGACUCAGCUCUUCUCCUGUGGAUUCUUCGGCCACUGCACUCGCUCUGUUUUGAGCCCCACCGCCCCCCAUUCCCCUGCCCUCCCUUCUUCCCUUCCCUCCGACCAACCGCCGCCGCCGCCGCCACCGUCACUGCCACAACACUCCCGCCGUCCACCGCUUCCCGAUUCCGAGUCAUCAUCCUCCUCUGCCUCCCAAAGCUUCACCCAAUGGAGGUUCCCACUUCCUCACUCGCCAGUUUUUUCCCAACAACCAUCAGUUUCCGACCCACCGUCUAAUUUCUCCAUCCCACCUUCCGGUCCUCCGCCGCCACCAAUCUCCGCCGAAAAUCUGAAAGAAAUCCUCCACGUGGCAGAGCUCCAGCUCAGCUCCGGUUCAGACGCCGACCGGCUCGCCGCUCUCCAGCUCCUGGAACGGUCGCUGGUUCCGGACCCAUCACUAGACCCGGACUGCACUCCCGAAUUGAUGCGCGGGUUAAUGGCAAAUUUGAGUAGCAAAACCGGUUCGAAACCGGCGACCAAAAUUUUGCUGGCCCUUUGCUUGGCGGAGGGCAACCGCCACAUUGCGGUGGAGAGCGGGGCGGUCGGGGCGGUGAUUGAGUCGCUGCCGGAGAUGGAAGACGUGGCGGCGGAGCGGGCACUCGCGUCGCUUGAACUUAUGUGUACGGUGGCAGAGGGGGCGGCGGAGGUGCGGGCCCACGCGCUUUCGGUGCCGGCGAUGGUGACGAUGAUGGGAAGAAUGGCGGCCAGGGGGAAGGAAUCUGCCAUAAGCGUGCUUGGGGUUAUUUUCGACAAUGGGGUCUCGUCGGACGCCGAGUCGGCGGUGACGGCGCCGCCGGAGGAAGUGGCGCGUGCUGUGGUUUUGGCGCUGCAAGGGGAUAGUAGUGCGAGGGGGAGGAGAAAAGGGGCGCGGCUUCUUAAGGCACUGCAAGAGCAGCAAGACGGAUGCUCCGCCGCAACCUGAGAUCCAAAUCCGGCGACGGCGUACGACGGUGGAUAUAUGUCCCGUCGGAGCUGACUGUGAUAUCUUGAUCUCCUUAAUUUCAGAUGACAAAUACAAUUAAAUGAUAUUUGGUUAGUUAAUUAAUAUCUUUAUCCUUUUAAAAAAAAGAUUAUGAUUUGCUUGUUACUUACUAUGUCCUUCUUUAAUUA